UUGAAGCUUGCUGUAUAAAAACGGUGCCUGUGCCGCUGGAGAAGAUGAGCUUGGUCCUCCACCUAUACAGUUCAGCUCAAGCAUUCUAUGACUUUGAAUUUGAGAGUAAUGCUGCAACAAGCUCUCAAAGUGUCUGGAAGGAGUGCAUCUCCUCUCCUCAAAUGGAUGGAACGCUGCUUUGAGGGCAUCUCCGUCGGAUGCGCCAAGCAGAAUGAUCAUCUUCAACUGAGAACGCUGGAGGAGAUGCCUGGACCAUCAGUGUUCAGCUUCGCAUGGGAUCUUUUCGGCAAGCGGGGACUGUCUCGUCUCCACGAAUUACAGCUUGAUGGACGCAAGCGCUACGGUCCGAUGUGGAAGGCGAGCUUCGGUCCGAUCUUGACCGUGCACGUGGCGGAACCGGAGCUGAUUGAGCAGGUUCUGAGGCAGGAGGGCCAGCAUCCCAUGAGAUCGGACCUGUCCUCCUGGAAGGACUACCGGAACCUCCGGGGCCACGGCUAUGGGCUCCUGACUGCGGAGGGGGAAGAGUGGCAGUCUGUGCGUAGCCUCUUAGGGAAGCACAUGCUCCGGCCUAAAGCUGUGGAGACGUACGAUGGCACCUUGAAUGGCGUCGUCACGGACCUCGUCCACAAGCUUCACACACGCCGCCAACAGCACCCGCGAGGCGUCGUCAGUGACAUUUCGGCUGAAUUCUACCGCUUCGGUCUCGAGGGCAUUUCCUCUGUGCUAUUUAACUCCAGGUUGGGCUGCUUAGAGACUGUUGUCCCCAUGGAGACAGAACGCUUCAUCAAGUCCAUCAACACCAUGUUUGUGAUGACCCUGCUCACCAUGGCAAUGCCUAAAUGGAUGCACCAGCUUUUCCCCAAGCCGUGGGACACCUUCUGCCAGUGCUGGGACUACAUGUUUAAAUUUGCCAAAGGGCACAUUGACCAGCGGCUGAAGAAGGAGGCUGAGAAGGUGGCGCAGGGAGAGGAGAUCGAGGGGCGGUACCUCACCUACUUCCUGUCACGAGCCGGCAUGCCCAUGAAGUCGGUCUACAGCAACGUGACUGAGCUGCUGCUGGCUGGAGUGGACACGAUCUCCAGCACGUUGUCCUGGUCCCUUUACGAGCUGUCCCGCCACCCCGACGUGCAGGCCGCUCUGAGGGAGGAGGUCCGCUCCGUGCUGGGGGACAAACUCGUCCCUGGAGCUGCAGACGUGGCCCGCAUGCCUCUGAUGAAGGCGGUGGUGAAGGAGGUCCUGAGGCUUUAUCCUGUCAUUCCAGCUAAUGCAAGAGUUAUUACUGGCCGCGACAUUAAAGUUGGAGGCUACCUCAUCCCCAAAAAUACCUUGAUCACACUUUGCCAUUUUGCCACAUCGCGGGACCCUGCUCAGUUCCCAGACCCCGACUCCUUCGUGCCUCAGCGCUGGCUGACCAGAGACGAGGGGCAUCAUCCGUAUGCCUCUGUGCCCUUUGGGGUGGGCAAGCGCAGCUGCAUCGGCCGCCGCAUCGCAGAGCUCGAGUUGUAUCUGGCUAUUGCACGGAUUGUAACCCAUUUCGAUGUGAAGCCUGACCCAGAGGGCGGUGCUGUCCGACCCAUGACCCGAACACUGCUGGUACCGGAGAGCGAGAUCAACCUGCAGUUUGUGGAGCGCCGAGACCUGCCCGGCGCUCCCGGAACCGCCCAGAAGAGAGAACACUGCAUCCUUGCACAAAGCCCAGGGCCAGAGGGCACCACCAUGCCUCAGGUUGCCUGGUGCCAAGGUCUGCAGGGGAGAUGAGCCCUGGUAGACCUGUUACCAUAGCAACAUGAGCAGAGGGUUUGGGGGGUGCCCAUAGCAUGACAUUCCAGUUCCAGAAUGUGCUGCGACACUGUGAGAGAACCCCAGCACUGAGCCGCCUCUUCAGGCCGAGGAGCCAACGGACACAGUAGAGACAUCACAGCACGCGUGGCUCCCCACUUCCUGUUUUCCCUCUCGUGUGGAAGUUACUUCCUGUU
Sardina pilchardus (European sardine) is the source of this 1976-nucleotide messenger RNA. RefSeq names its product 25-hydroxyvitamin D-1 alpha hydroxylase, mitochondrial (gene cyp27b1). Gene Ontology annotation, molecular function: monooxygenase activity; iron ion binding; heme binding. The record is from RefSeq and is a predicted model, not a curated record. The transcript is spliced from 9 exons. The coding region runs from base 88 to 1758 and encodes 556 amino acids. NCBI's taxonomy places the organism in Eukaryota, Metazoa, Chordata, Actinopteri, Clupeiformes, Clupeidae. Gene Ontology annotation, cellular component: mitochondrial inner membrane. Gene Ontology annotation, biological process: cellular response to peptide hormone stimulus; cholesterol metabolic process; C21-steroid hormone biosynthetic process.